GGAACGACGGGCAGCCUACACCGGCAUGGAGACAGAGAACGCAGACCGAAUCUGAAAGGAAGAAGAAACAGAAUCGUCUUCUCUCUCAGGAGAUGUGCUCCUCAGCUGAGUUCGGUUCCUGCGUCGCCUGGGGGCGAAAGCCAGGAGCAUGGCAGUCGGUUCUCGCGUGCGGCUCCUGCGUGGUGGUUUCAGAAGCACCCUCAUGUCAGGCACGCAUCGCGAUGCAGGGCUGGUUGAGAUGGAUGUGCGCGAUGGGCAAAUCGGGACAGCUCUUGGUGUUGCAUUGUUGGGGGCGGCCCCAAGCUAGCAUCCUGGCGGACGGAGUGCAGUCCUGACAGAAUAGUUGCGCUGACAUUCGUUGGCAGCAUACUCUUGAAUAUCUGAACGUAUGUUAGUUACGAUGCAGUGCAGUACGCCUUGUGUUCUAAGAGGGGUAUUCGAACUUGCCAUGUAGCUUCAUUGGCUGGAUUCU
Molecule: messenger RNA, 472 nt
Organism: Aspergillus saccharolyticus JOP 1030-1
Lineage: Eukaryota; Fungi; Ascomycota; Eurotiomycetes; Eurotiales; Aspergillaceae
Exons: 1
Coding region: 93-335 (80 amino acids)
Source: RefSeq, a predicted model, not a curated record